UCUUCUCCGAUAACUACGUGAUAUCUUUCAAUUGGAUCUGAAGAUUGGUUUUAUUCUUAUGCGAUUGGAAUGAUUUGAUCUUCGUUGAUCGUCGCAGAGUGUCUCACUCAGUUGAUGAAUAUUACUGUAACAGAGGAGGAGGAGGAGAAUCUGCUUCAGUGUUCGUUUCUGAAACCUCUCAGCUUCAUCACAAGUUUGAGUUUUGAGAAGAAACCUGCCUCCAACGUAAACCCUAGAUUUAGAUGGGAUAAGGCAGAGAUUCUUCGUGUGUUGAUAACUUUGAGAUGGUUUCUUCACAAGGCUCUGACGUGAUGAGCCUUGUGGAUACAUUGCCUGUUCUUGCCAAAACCCUUAUCGCAGGUGGAGCUGCUGGUGCAGUUGCUAAAAGUGCUGUUGCUCCCUUGGAAAGAAUCAAAAUUCUAUUGCAGACUAGAACCAACGACUUCAGGUCCCUUGGUUUGACCCACUCACUAAAGAAGGUCUUACAAUGCGACGGUCCUCUCGGAUUCUACAAAGGAAACGGAGCGAGUGUUAUUAGGAUUAUCCCUUACGCCGCUCUUCAUUACAUGACGUAUGAAGUCUAUCGUGACUGGAUUUUGGAAAACAACCUUCCUUUAGGCUCUGGUCCCGUUGUUGAUCUUGUGGCUGGUUCAGCCGCAGGUGGAACUGCAGUUUUGUGCACGUACCCCCUCGAUUUAGCUCGUACUAAGCUAGCUUACCAGGUUUCUGAUACAGGACAGAGUUUCCGAGGUGGUACCAUUGGCUUUUACCGCCAACCUGCAUGUUCAGGCAUUAGAGAGGUGCUUACAAUGGCUUAUAAAGAAGGGGGACCACGUGGGUUAUAUCGAGGCAUAGGGCCAACGCUGAUCGGCAUCCUUCCAUACGCGGGGCUUAAGUUCUACAUAUACGAAGAACUGAAAAGACAUGUUCCUGAAGAGCAUCAAAACUCUGUUCGAAUGCAUCUACCUUGUGGUGCUUUAGCUGGUUUAUUUGGCCAGACUUUGACUUACCCAUUAGAUGUUGUUAGGAGACAAAUGCAGGUGGAGAAUCUGCUGCCUAUGACGGGUGAUGGCAGCAACAAACGUUACAAGAACACAUUUGAUGGGCUUAACACGAUUGUUCGAACUCAGGGUUGGAGACAGUUGUUUGCUGGUUUAAGUAUCAACUACAUUAAGAUUGUUCCAUCGGUUGCAAUUGGCUUCGCAGUGUAUGAGUCAAUGAAGUCAUGGUUGCGGAUUCCACCACGAGAGAGAUCAAAACCAGCAUAAGGGCUUUUUGUUCAUUGGCACACUCUUAAAGCAGAGAACACACAAGAUAACACAGUUCUUUUAUUUACUUUCUCAGGCAAAUUGGCCCCUUAUUCUUUUUUACUUUGUAGUGAUAAUAUUCUUUGGAUACAUGAAGCAAAAGUUUAUAAAUUUGUUACCAAACGCAUAUAUAUACAAAAAAGGUUUGAUUUA
Molecule: messenger RNA, 1460 nt
Organism: Brassica rapa (field mustard)
Lineage: Eukaryota; Viridiplantae; Streptophyta; Magnoliopsida; Brassicales; Brassicaceae
Product: mitochondrial carrier protein CoAc1
Biological process (GO): transmembrane transport
Source: RefSeq, a predicted model, not a curated record